Messenger RNA from Hydra vulgaris (swiftwater hydra), 6105 nucleotides. RefSeq lists its product as uncharacterized. The record is from RefSeq and is a predicted model, not a curated record. Lineage: Eukaryota; Metazoa; Cnidaria; Hydrozoa; Anthoathecata; Hydridae. Gene Ontology annotation, molecular function: DNA helicase activity. Gene Ontology annotation, biological process: telomere maintenance; DNA repair.
AGAGUAGUAAAAAAAAAAAAGAUCACAAUCUUCUGGAUUAAUUCAAGUUUUUUUGUUACUAUUAUCAAUUAAAAGUAAAAUUUAAAUGGAUGAAAAUGAUGAAAAUGUUAAUAGGCAAGUUGAAAAUAAUCGUCGCAGAAAUGCCAGAAAUAGGCUGAGGCGAGAUGAAAUUAAUAAUCAACAGAAUGCUAGAUAUGCUGCUCGGCAAGCCGCAAAUAAUUUGAAUCAAAAUGAGGACAAUGUCAUUAGGCAAGUUGAAAAUAAUCGUCGCAGAAAUGCCAGAAAUAGGCUGAGGCGAGAUGAAAUUAAUCAUCUUCAAAAUAUUAGAUAUGCUGCUCGGCAAGCUGCUAAUAAUUUGAAUCAAAAUGAGGACAAUGUCAUUAGGCAAGUUGAUAAUAAUCGUCGCAGAAAUGCAAGAAAUAGGCUGAGGCGAGAUGAAAUUAAUAAUCAACAGAAUGCUAGAUAUGCUGGUAGACAUGAAAGAAUGCAUUGUAUAGCAAGAAGUAAUACUAUUCCAGAUUAUAAUUAUUUAGGAGAAAUGAAUCAUAUUUGUCAGCAUUGUGGUGCUAAGAAAUUUCCUGAUGAAACACAUUUUUUAUGUUGCCAUAAUGGAAAGGUAGUUUUGUCUCAACUUUCACCAUUUCCGCAAGAUUUACAAGAUUUAUUUACAGGAAGUUAUGUAGAUCGAAAUGCCAAUGUGAAUUUUCUAAAAUAUAUUCGAAAUUAUAAUGCCUGUCUUUCUUUUGCUUCAUUUACUGCUAAUGUAGUUCAACCCAUGAAUCAUGGGCCGCCAUGUUUUAGAAUAUGUGGUCAGGUUUUUCAUCGUGUUGGUAAUCUUAGGCCAGAUCAAGAUAUUCCUCCAACAUAUUGUCAACUAUACAUUUAUGAUCCACUUGCAGCAAUAAAUUUUAGAAUGCGACAACCUGGUAAUGAUCUUUGCUUAAAUGAUUUAAUGUUUCGGUUGCAAACUAUUAUUAGUGAGGAGAACCCAUUUGCUCUCGCAUUUAAAAACAUGGCUGAAGUGGAAGAUGAAGAAAUUCGCCAAGCAGCUAUAGAAGGUCGCUCAGUCUCAGUUGUAAAAAUGUCUUUACUUGAAGGGCAAGAUAGAUGUCGCUAUAAUCUCCCUUCACAUAAUGAAGUUGCAGUUGUAUUUGUUGGUGAAGAUGGUGCUCCUCCUGCUUCCAGAGAAGUUGUUAUUUACCCGAGAGGUCAUCCUCUUAAAACUAUAUCAAGUAUGUCUGCCAACUUAGAUCCUAUGGUUUAUCCUCUAUUUUUCCCAAGGGGUGAUGCUGGUUGGCAUAAUCAAUUGGUUCACAACCCUGAACGUGCUACAUUGGUUAGAAAUCAUGUUACAUUAUCUCAGUAUUACAAUUAUAGACUUUCGGUUAGACAAAUUUUUUCUUCAAUCUUUUAUGGCAAGAAACUAUUUCAGCAAUAUGCUGUUGAUGCAUAUGUCAAAAUUGAAGGCCAGCGCCUUGCUUUUAUCAGAAAUAACCAAAACAAACUUAGAAGCGAGCAGUAUGAUGCCUUACAUGAACAUGUAGACAACCUUGGAAACGAUCAUAAUGUUAGAGUAGGGCGCGUUGUAGUUUUGCCAUCUACUUAUGUAGGAAGUCCUAGAGCUUUAAAAGAAAACUUUGAAGAUGCUAUGGCUAUAAUUAAAAAGUAUGGUAAACCAGAUCUUUUUAUUACUUUUACCUGCAACCCAAAAUGGCACGAGAUAACUGAAAAUUUAUAUCCAGGUCAAACUGCAAAUGAUAGACCUGAUUUAGUUACACGAGUAUUUAAACUCAAAUUAAAUAAUCUCCUAAAUGAUAUUUUUAAGCAUGGUGUAUUAGGGAAAGUCGUAACCCAUGUUCAUGUUAUCGAAUUUCAAAAGCGUGGUUUACCACAUGUUCAUAUUUUACUUCACUUUGCCACUGAUGACAAGCUGGAGACAGCACAGGAUAUCAAUAGUUUAAUAUGUGCUGAAAUUCCAGAUCCAAUUAUAAAUCGUGAACUUUAUGAUGUUAUUAAAACUUGCAUGAUUCAUGGCCCAUGUGGCAUACUGAAUCCAAAUUCUACCUGCAUGAAAGAUGGGGUGUGCAGCAAAAAUUAUCCUAAAGAAUUUAAUGCCAACACAGUAGUAGUUCAUAAUGGUUAUCCUCGCUAUAGGCGUCGUGAUAAUGGUUUGGUUAUCAAUAUUAAAGGCAACAAUGUAGAUAACCGCUGGGUGGUACCUUACAAUCCAUGGUUAUCAAAGAAAUAUCAAGCCCACAUUAAUGUUGAAGCUUGCAUGUCUGUUAAGGCUGUUAAAUAUUUGUACAAAUACAUAUACAAGGGUCACGACUGUGCCAAUAUUUUGAUAAAUGAACAAAUUAAUCAUGAUGAAGUAAACACUUUUUUAGACUGUCGUUAUGUUAGUGCACCUGAAGCAUUGUGGCGAAUUUUUGAGUAUCCCAUAAGUCAUAUGUCACACACUAUUAUCCGUCUUAAAGUUCAUCUUCCUGAGAAUCAAUUAGUGUAUUUUAGAGAAGGAGCAGAACAAAUGGCUUUAGAUCGUGCAGCUCAACGUGAUACACACCUUACAGCAUGGUUCAAGUUAAAUUCUGAAAAUGAAAGAGCACAUUGCUAUUCAUAUGUAGACAUUCCUUAUCAUUUUAUAUUUGAUGAUAAGCUUUGUAAAUGGAAGGUUAGACAAAGAGGUGGUAAUAAGGUGAUAGUAAGAAUGUAUAAAGUUAAUCCAAGUGGAGAAUUAUUUUUUCUUAGGCUGUUACUUUUGCAUGCAAAAGGAGCCAAGUCUUGGGUGGAUGUGCGUACUGUUAAUGGUAUUGUUGUUGAAACAUUUCGUGAAGCAUGCGUUUUAAAUGGUUUGUUACAAGAUGACACUGAAUGGCAAAAUGCACUUUCUGAGGCAGUUUUAACACGUAUGCCAAAGCAAAUUAGACAGUUAUUUGCAAUUAUUUUGACUUUUUGUGAACCAGACAAUCCUUUGCAUCUUUGGAUUACAUACAAAGCAUUUAUGAUUGAGGACUUUAUUCACCGCUCAGUCCCGCUUAUAAUAGCUGAACAAGCUGCUCUUUGUCAAGUUGAAAAGAUUAUUAAUCAGUGUGGUAAAACGCUGGCAGAUUAUAAUCUUCCUGUUAUUGAGUUAGAUUUUAAUCUAGAUAAUCUAGAAAAUUUCAAUCAAAAUGUUCAACAAUCAAUUGAUGAAGCCAAUAGAAUGAGACCACUGCUCAAUGUCAAUCAAUUAAAUGUAUGUAAUGCUAUUCUUGCUGCAUUGAAUGAACAACCAAGUGUAGAAAAUCAGCAUUCUCGAUUGUUUUUCAUGGAUGGACCGGCUGGUAGUGGAAAAACGUUUACAUAUAAUUAUUUGAUUGCUGAAACCAGCAGUAGAGGUAUCAAAUCUGCUACAGCUGCAUGGACUGGCAUAGCAGCAACUCUUCUUACAAAUGGAUCUACAUUGCAUGGCUUAUUCAAACUUCCUGUUCCAAUAUUAGAUAACAGCACAUGUAAUGUUACUCCAAACUCUAUACAUGGACACUUUUUAAGUCAGGUUAGUUUGUUUUUGCUUGAUGAAACAUCCAUGAUACCCAAACAUGCAUUGAAUGCAAUUGAUAGGUUAUUAAAAGAUGUUUGCAACAACAACUUUCCAUUUGGAGGAAAAGUCAUUCUUUUUGGAGGCGACUUUAGACAAAUACUGCCUGUUGUGAAAAGAGGACAACCAGCUGAAGUUGUAGAAGCAUGUAUAAAAUGUUCUUUACAUUGGCAAUGGGUGCAGAAGUUUAAGUUAACAGAAAAUAUGAGAGUACAUGAUGGGGAAAGGGAAUUUUCAAAUUGGCUGUUGAGACUUGGUAGUGGAACAGUAUUUGUCAAAGAGGAAGAUCCUUUUAAAGGGUGCGUUGAAAUACCGCAUCAAUGCCUUAUUAGGGAAAAUGACUCCAUUGUUGAAAAGAUAUUUGGGGAUGCCGAACAAGACGAUUAUGCUAAACGUGUCAUUUUGACACCAACUAAUGUGGAUUCACUAUCAAUCAAUGAGGAAGUGCUUCAACGUCUACCGGGUGAGGUCAAAACUUAUUUAAGUGCUGAUCAAGUUGAGACAGACAAUCUUAAUGAAAGAAAUAACUUUCCUGUUGAGUUUUUAAAUAGCUUAACUCCCUCAGGUAUGCCUCCUCAUUCUUUAAAGUUUAAAAUUGGUUGUAUAAUUAUGUUACUUAGAAAUUUAGAUCUCAAAGCUGGGUUAUGCAAUGGCACUCGAAUGAAAGUUUGUGCUCUUCAAAAUAAUUAUAUUGAUGCAGAGGUUUUGACAGGUAUUUCUGCUGGUAAACGGGUAUUUGUACCUCGAAUUCAGUUGGCUCCGUCAGAUUCUAAUUUACCUUUUGUUCUAAAACGUCGCCAGUUUCCUGUCAGAUUGGCAUAUUCAAUGACAAUUAAUAAAAGUCAAGGUCAAACAUUUGAUAGAGUUGGUGUAUAUCUAAAGAAACCGUGUUUCACUCAUGGUCAACUUUAUGUUGCAUGUUCAAGAACUAGAGCAUUUAAUAGUUUAUUUUUUAAAAUUGAUAAACAUCCCAUUCAAGGUAUGAUAGGUGAAAAGUGUUAUACAAAUAAUGUUGUAUUUUCUAAUGUUCUUAAUUUAUAAUUAUGAGAUUUUUGUUAUAAUUUCACUUUUUUUCAUAGUUUUAUUUUAUAUUGUUUUAGUAAUUAUAUUUGUCUUUAUACAUGUUUAUAAUUGUUAUAGGUGUUAUGUAAGUGUUAUAUUUAUGUUAUGUGUUAGUUGUUAUUUAAAUUGUUCAUGUAAUACUUGGGCUAUAUGUGUUAUCAAGGUAUAUGUGUUUAGGGUUUGUGUGUAUGUGUUUAUAGUUUGUGUAUAUAUGUUUAUAUUACGUUGUUUCCAUGUUUUCAAAGUGGUGUGACUUGGCAAACGUGUCGAGCAAGAUAGUUAACCUUGCCAGCCAAGCGGUGUACUUAAAGCAGAGGUGUGACUUGGCAGCGUUUAGUGCCAAGUGGUGUUACUGCUUUGUUGUGGCUAGGUUGUGUUGUCUAGCCUUUUUUAAUUAUUCUGGAAACACGUAAUGUCUAUUAAUAUUAAGCAUCAUAUGUACAUACAAAUAUGUAAUGUGUUAAAUGUGUUAAUAUGUUUUAUAAUGUUAUAUCGUCACGAUCAUAGCACAAUUGCCUAAGUCAUUUUUUGGGGGUUUUUUGGAAGUUAAGAGUUGAAAUAUAUAUAGCUUAAACAGUCUAAUAAUGUGGCAAAUCGCCUUAAACCAAUCAGAAAGGAGUUGAUUUUUAGUUUUUUCACUUCUGCUUAAAUCCGCUUUUUUACUUAUAUCUUAUUGCUUUUGACCUAUAUUCUAUUGUGUCUCAACGGUAAUACACAUAUCAUUUCUAAAGCAAUAUAUGAAAGCAUCUAAGUAAAAAGAUGCCAAAAAUAAGCCAAAGUGACGUAGCAAAAGAAAUACCGAAGUUAUUCAUUUUUUUUUUUUUAGUUUUCUCAAAACAAGAAAAAAAUUACUUAGACGAUUGUGCUAUGAUCGUGACGAUAUGUUUAUAGUUUGUUUCUUUGUCUAUUUUAUGCAGUGGUUUCAAAGUGGUUUGACUUUGCCAUUGUAAAGAGCAAGUGUAAUGUGUACUUAUAAAUAUCUUAUGUGCUUUUGUUGUGCGUUAUCGUUGUAAUAUUGUUGUGAUGAUUUGUGUUGAUAGACAGUUGGCUUACCUUCCCGUUGGUGUCUAUCGUUAAAAAUGAUUAAUUGGUAGUUCUAUUCAUGGAGCUUACUGUUUCUAAUCAUUCACUAAAAGCCAAGACAAAACAUAUUGUUAUAAACACAAUUUGUUUAUAUUUCAAUUUGUUUUUUUUUUUUUAUCUUUAGUGUUGUGCAUAGUUCUAUUCUUUAAAACAUUUUUAAUUUGUUUUUUAAUAAAUGUUAAUUUUUUCGUCUUUAAUAAAAGCCAGCAUGAAAUAAUGUCAUUGAACAACACCAUUAAAUAUUGCUUCAUCAAAACAGCAACUGCAGUUUGCCAAAAACAGACACCAUGUGACGUAUUUAUGCGAUACAGGAGAACACAAAUAAUAAUUAUGUUUUGUUAUUAAAUAAUAAAGUUUUGUUAAAAAAAAUAUUAUUAAAUAAA